AUGAAAUGGGCGGCUGUGUGUUGGUGUGUCUGGAAGGGGAGGAAUGAAGUGAUUUGGAAUAAUGUGGCUUGGUCAGUGACGUCCGAAACUGCAUCCUUUAACAGUAGUGGGUUUUUUGUCACAGCUCCUAUUACUACUGUUGUCUCUCCAGUCGACAAUGUUCUAAAAGUCUAUGUAGAUGCGGCUGUUUUUCCAGAUAUCAGGAGAGCAUUUUACGGUGUGGUUGUUAAUGAUGGACAUGGGGUUUUUGUAGCUGCAACUAAUGGUCACUUACAGUGCUUAGCUGAUCCACAUUUAGCAGAGGCCCUUGCAAUUAAAGAAGCUUUAUCAUGGUGCAAGGACAUAAAUUUUGCAAGGAUUUCUAUUUUCUCGGAUUGUCAGAUUGUUUGCAAUUUAUUUAAUGGUUCAUUGCCAGAUCAUUCAUAUGCAGGAUGUGUUAUUAAUGAGUGUAGAACUCUAAAACGACACUUUGAGGUGGUGUCUCUUCAGUUUAUUCAGCAAUCAACGAAUAAGUUAGCUCAUGCAUUAGCUCGGGCAGCUCGUUCUCAGUCUGAUUCUUCUAGUUGGUUUUCCUCUAUUCCGUUAUGUAUUGAAAAUUUUUAUUAA
Molecule: messenger RNA, 606 nt
Organism: Ipomoea triloba (trilobed morning glory)
Lineage: Eukaryota; Viridiplantae; Streptophyta; Magnoliopsida; Solanales; Convolvulaceae
Exons: 1
Coding region: 1-606 (201 amino acids)
Molecular function (GO): nucleic acid binding; RNA-DNA hybrid ribonuclease activity
Source: RefSeq, a predicted model, not a curated record